Adineta ricciae is the source of this 213-nucleotide messenger RNA. The record is from the annotation of a GenBank genome assembly. Lineage: Eukaryota; Metazoa; Rotifera; Eurotatoria; Adinetida; Adinetidae.
AUGUCUAUGAUUCCCGACUUAUACGAAAGCAUCAGUCAAUUCGAAGCUGCUGGCGGCCAUGUCCGACGUCGUAUUGUGCUACAUGUUAAAGAUCAAUAUAACGAUCAGAAAAAGCGUAGCGACGAUUGCCGACUGCUUUUAACAUUAUUGUGCCGAUACGCCUUCAUCGGAAUGAUCGUUCUUACUCCACAAUUUUUCAACAGCUGCUUUUAA